Molecule: messenger RNA, 3501 nt
Organism: Serendipita indica DSM 11827
Lineage: Eukaryota; Fungi; Basidiomycota; Agaricomycetes; Sebacinales; Serendipitaceae
Source: the annotation of a GenBank genome assembly
AUGGCAACCCAAGACGAAAUCCAGCGAGAAAUGGAUUCAAUUCGCUCUAUGAAGCGGAUAUCCUCGCAAUCUGGUCCUGGUUCUCUUACCCUCGACCCAGACCUCCCGCCCCAAUCGCCAUCGGGCAGCUCUGUCUCCCCCGGCAAUGCAGGGCGUCUAUCUCCCACAAGCCACUAUGCGAAUCUACCUGCAAUUGCUGGUUUGAAUCUUCCUGUCACGGGCGGUACUGGCGAACUUGUUCCUCCCCCUGUGGGCGAUGAUGAUCUGGUCAUCUCGGGUAGCACCGGUGGCAGCUUUUUCUGGGUUCCAGCGUCCUUGCAUCCAGAGCUUGCGCCGAGCGAGUUUAAAGCGUUUCUUCGUGAUCAUAUGCGAGAUGCUGAAGAAGGCGGAGAUGAUGCCCAAAACUCGGCUGCUGGAGUUGGGAGGGUAGGCAGCAUCGGUCUUCGUCGCUCGAGCUCGGGCUUGUCGCGAAGCUCGUCUGGCCUUGGCCGAAGAGGCAGUAUGCUUAGUCGACAGUACCAACCAAAAGAUGGCGACGACGAAGCUGAUGACAAACCAGAGGAGAUUAAACCAAUGAGGAAGAGGAGUGUAUAUGCCAAUGCUGAGCCUCAGCUCACCAUCAAGGACCUCCAAAAGCUGGACGAUUUGGCUGAUGCUGCCGCUGCUGGAAAGGGCGGUGAGGCGAGCCGUAUUCGCAGCCAGCUACGGCGGAGCAUUAGCCUUGGAUUCCCGCAGGGUACCAGCAUCGGACCCAUCGAAACUGUCCCAGAGGACGAGGAGAAUGCUCCCGUUAUAGUACCGGCAAAGGCUCUCCAACGUACCGCGCGAACUCGCAUUCGAAAGCCUGGAUUGGAGGGUGAUGGAAAUGGACAUCGAUUCCCAUCUGCUAGUAGACGCGGAAAGCGCGGAAAGACAAUGGACGCGAGCAUGUCGCAUAGAGCGUUUGAUGAAACCGGUCGCCCGACCAGUGACCUUACCGAACGCACAUCUCUCAGCGACCAAGAGGGCGAGCCCUAUCAGCGUCCUCAAGCGCCUAGCCCAGAUGCCCUCGACGAAACGGACGCGAUGAAGAGGCCUCGAUUCGCUGGCAGAGAGGAGGAAAGGCCAGUGAGCCAGACCGAAUCGUUCUACGACGCAUACAUUGGCGAUAGCCAGGACAGCACAUACUACGAGGCUAGGGAAAGUGGCACCUACGAGCCAGAAGAACCACAGCGAGUGACGAGUGCAGGUUCAUAUGACCGAGGAGGUGCUCUGUUCGAUACAACAGACGAUGAUGAGCCGUUCUUCGCAGCAACUCCUUCGCAUAUAGAGGCCGUCAUGGGAAUGUCUCCGCAGCCCGUGUCUGCGCCUACUGUCGUCCUUCGCCCGCACUCACCGGAGCGAGCUGCGGAACACCUUCCGCUCAGCCAACGAAGUCCACCCGCGAGCAUCGAUCCACGGAAUCGACUCCAAGCUCUUCCUUCGUUUGUCAAGGAGUAUGGGUAUCAGGCACAAUAUGGCCAGUCGUUGCCUGCUAAUCAAACCCAUCAACAGCAGCAACACCAACCGCAACAGUCAUCUGUCAUCCAGCAACCAACACCCAAGCGACACCUAGAUGUCCCAGCUACCAAUCAACAGAGUAUCUCACCACCCUCCUCACCAGAGCUCGUUCGCUCCCCUUCUGUCUCUCCUUCAGCGGAGAUUCCUUCUCCUUACAAUCGUCCAUACAGCGCUCCUCCAGUUACCUCCGAGAGGCCGUCUUCAGCCGAUAAAAAGAUGGAAAAGGAGAAGGAGAAGAAACGUGGUCUCUUCGGUCUAGGCCGAAGUAAAGACAAAGACAAAGAGAAAGAAAAGGAGAAGGAAAAGGAAAAGGAGAAAGAAAAAGAGAAGAAGGACAAAGAGACGCUAAAGAAACAAAAGAAGGACAAGGCAGACGCAAAGGUUGCGGCAAAAGAGGAAAAAGAGUCGAGCGGCGGUCUCUUUGGAAUCGGAAUCUUUGGCGGCAAGAAGAAGCAGGAGGACCCGUCUUCGAACGCCUCGAAUGCGCAUCCGAACGCACCUCAGGCGCGUAGUGCUGGUCACAAGGGACAGAUCAUGAUGUUUGGUGCGACACCACCUACCCUUCCUGGCCAGUACGCCCGCUACCCGCUUCAUGUCGAACGCGCGGUCUAUCGCCUUAGCCACAUCAAGCUUGCGAAUCCCCGACGGCCUCUCUAUGAGCAGGUACUCAUCUCGAACCUCAUGUUCUGGUACCUUGGCAUCAUCAACAAACCUGCAACACCACCAGCCGAACAAAACAAGCUUCCAUCUCAGGGAGCGGAUGGUGCAAGUCCUGCCCCUCAAAGUGGAACUGCACAACCUGCAACUACUGGUAGCCUUGCUGGAAUGUCUCCUGCUCAACAAGCAGCCAUCGCUCAAGCAGCUAUGGCUGCUAAUGCCGCCGAAGCAGCCAGGCUUGAGCAAGAGCAACGUGAGAAGGAACAAAAGGAGCGUGAAGAGCGAGAGGCCCGAGAGCGCGAAUUACAGGAAAGAGAGCGAAGGGAACGUGAGCAGCGUGAGCACCUUGAACGCAUGGACCGCGAACGCGCCGAGAAAGAGCGAGAAAAGGCUGCUAAAAAGGCCGGUUUGACCAAGGGAGACCGAGAGGGUCGCACACGAAAGGCGGAAACGCCUGUGCGGACGCCAAAUUAUGAUGUUCAAAGCAUGACGAUGGAUAAUGGCUAUGGCUGGGAACAAGACCGAGCGCGAGGAUCUGGUCGUCCAAGCACUGCACCGUCCAGUUCGUCGAGAUCUCAACCUUCGUCCCCUCAGCACACAGCUUAUCAUCUUCCAGUGCGAGUGCAGCAGCAGAGGGUUGGUAAUGGACCUCAGCAGCCGUACUUCCAUCAGCAAGAUAUGAACCAAGUCGUCUAUCAACCCAUCAAUCCGUAUGCUCUCCCUCCGGGUGCGAAGCCGCCUGCUCAGGUUGAAAACUCGUGGGCUGUCAACUCGGGUGUGGCUGCAGGACUUGAGAGCUCUCGAAGCUCGCCGCCUCCGAACCAGUAUACGUCAGAUGAGCGACCUCGACCGAUGCGUAGUCCACCUCCACAGGAAUAUCUCUCAAAUGGGGCAGCAGGUAGGCCAACUCGAUCUCUUUCCGCCACUGCGACCAAGGGACCUGCAUCGUCGAACCAAUCCGGCAGGCAAGAAUAUGAUCGCCCACUACACCAACCCUCACAAAGUGCGGAUCGCGGAUUAGAUACGCUCAGUGGUGGACAGCAGCCGCAAGCUAGCUCGGGUGGUGGGAGACUCCAGAAGAAGUCUACUGGAAACGUCAGUCCACCGCCUGGUGACGGUACGAUCCCGGCAUCGAGAAGACGAAGGAGUACAGAAGCUGGAAGAGGCGAUCGGAGGGGCAUAGUCGAGCCAGACUUGUCGUGGCUCCCCGACCAGAGCCAGUUGGGUUAUAACCAACAACAGCCCGUCGCCUAUGGAGCGUCCUCUGCUUCGCAAGGUCAGCAAGGCUACACAUCGUAUCGGUGA